UGUCCUGGCCGCGCCACCGUCGGACGCCAGGUGUCAGAGGUCACGGUAACGUUGGCCGUGGCGUUUUUGUUUUUUAGUGUUUUCUUCUUCACCCGGAAACCACGGCUGUGGGCGGCAGCGCGGAGCCCGUGUCGCCGCGGCGGUGGGAGCCGGGCCGGCCUCUGGUCCUCGUGUCGGCUCUGCGGAGCCGGACGCUGCCCCCGGCGCGGCGGGGACGAUGGUGUCGAGGUGGAGCUGAUCAGAAUAAUGUUCAGCAUCAACCCCCUGGAGAACCUGAAGCUGUACAUCAGCAGUCGGCCACCUCUGGUGGUCUUUAUGAUCAGCGUCAGCGCCAUGGCCAUAGCCUUCCUGACCCUGGGCUAUUUCUUCAAGAUCAAGGAGAUUAAGUCACCGGAAAUGGCAGAGGACUGGAAUACUUUUCUGCUGCGGUUUAAUGACUUGGACUUCUGCGUAUCAGAAAAUGAAACAUUAAAGCAUCUCUCAAACGACAGCACGGCCUCAGAGAGCACAGUGACCAGUGGGCAGGCCAGAGUGUCCACCCAGUCCCCCCAGGCCAUGGAGGACUCUGGCCCAGUUAACAUCUCAGUUGUAAUCACCCUCACCCUGGACCCCCUCAAACCCUUUGGCGGCUUCUCCCGCAACGUCACCCAUCUGUAUUCGACCAUUUUGGGACAUCAGAUUGGACUUUCAGGCAGGGAAGCCCACGAGGAAAUAAACAUCACCUUUACCUUCCCCACGGCUUGGAGCUCGGAUGACUGUGCUCUUCAUGGCCAUUGUGAGCAGGUGGUGUUCACAACCUGCAUGACCCUCACGGCCACCCCUGAUGUCUUCCCUGUCACUGUACAGCCUCCACACUGUGUUCCUGACACGUACAGCAACGCCACGCUCUGGUACAAGAUCUUCACGACUGCCCGUGAUGCCAACACGAAAUACGCGCAAGACUACAAUCCUUUCUGGUGUUACAAGGGGGCCAUUGGAAAAGUCUAUCAUGCUUUAAACCCCAAGCUUACAGUUAUUGUUCCAGACGAUGACCGUUCAUUAAUAAAUUUGCACCUCAUGCACACCAGUUACUUCCUCUUUGUGAUGGUGAUAACAAUGUUUUGCUAUGCUGUGAUCAAAGGCAGACCCAGCAAACUGCGUCAGAGCAAUCCUGAAUUUUGCCCUGAGAAGGUGGCUUUGGCUGAUGCCUAAUCUCACACCUCCUUGUCUUUGGAGAGAGACUGAAAGAACCAUCAUCAUUGCCUGCGGACCCCAGCCAGGGCCUGGCCACUCCAAACACAUGAUCUUGCAGUGUUGGGUUACUCCAGCCAAAGACAUUUCAAGUGCCUGUAACUGAUUUGUACAUAUUUAUAAAAAUCUAUUCAGAAAUUGGUCCAAUGAUGCACGUGCUUUGCACUGGGUGCAGCCAGAACCCUUCGACCUCACCCCUGGACCUGGGAGACUUCUGUGUAACACUAGAGGGGACUUGAGGAUCUUGCAUCACGGAGCAGGUCGUGUCUUCACCAGGGUUGCGGUGUGCUUCCUCGCUGGUGGGGUUGAGGUUUGCUUCCGUUCUUGUUUCAGCCUGAUAUGUACAAGAUGUUUGAAACAGUCUGCACCUUUGAUAUGAUACUGCAUUUCCAAAGCCACCAAUCCAUUUUGUGGAUUUUAUUGUGUCUGUGGCUUAAUAAUCACAGUAACAACAACAAUACCCUAUUCUUCAUUUUGCUUGCAAGGAAACAUCCCUAAGUGUUUUUUUUUUUUUUUUUUUUUUGAAGAAAAAUUAAAAUAGUCACAUUUUAAUACUGUCUAGUUAGGACAGACUUGUGCUUUCCUCCAGAGUAAAAAGUUAAAUAUUUAAAAGUCAACUAGAUGGUAAAGAUCUUAAGUUUCAUUUUCCAUGAUGGUGAGGAACCCAGUCUUGUUUGAGUUGGCACAGAAUGUUCUCCCCGCACCCCGCCCCCUAUUAUAAAAGUUAAAGCAGCUCCCUCACUCCCAAGGGCCUAGACAUCAGGCCAUGGGUCUGGGGUGGAAUCGCAGUUAGCUGUCCUAUUCCUGGCAUGCACAUGGCAGUGUGGAAAGAAAGGAUGACAACGUGGUUUAGUAGUCAUGAAAGGGUUUCUUUCUUUUUUUGAAAAGGAGAUAAACUUUCUUUUUUUAAAAAAAACAAAACAUUUUCCCUGGAUUUUUAUGCAGUGAACAUCUUCAAAGGAAGAUGGCAUCUACUAGAUCUAUCACAUGAUGAACACAGUGCCUGUAAAAUUUGAAGGAAUGAAAUUCUGAUUGGCUGUUUCGUGUGUGUGUGUGUGUGUGUGUGUGUGUGUGUGGUGCUGGGGAUUGAACUGAGGGCCUUGAACAUACUAGGUAAGUGUUCUACCACUAAGCUAUCUCCCCAGCCCCCGAUUUACUGUUUAUCAAGGACAACCAAAAGAAUUUUUCUUAGAACAUUUUGAUCAUCUAGCUCCUUGGUCCUUUUGCCCUCUUCAUUCUCUUUCAUUUUUAGAAGCUCGAACAUUAUCUAUUCCAGUCCUUUCUUGUUACUUGUUUUUGUUGACAACUCUUUGCCUUAAUAAGUCAUGUCGUCAGUGGUGUCUGUGUUCUCCCACACAGCUUUAGAGCAGGAGGGCAAUUAAGACCUUGGACGUGACUGUCAGCACUGUAGCUCUGUUUCUGUCUGCUUAAAUUAGAAGGAGUUCCUGUAGUCUGAAAUUUGUUGACCUGGAACAUUCUAUCCCAGGCAUUCUUGAAAGGAAAAGUUGUGGGCUUUAUUGAAGAUUGUUAAAAUAAUCGCCAUAGUAACUUGAUAUGUUAGUACUCCAUUUUUUCCUCAGUACAUUUCAAGUGCAGUGAUCAUACUUGUCUAACCAGUUUUUUGUUUCUGAUUCUUUUUGGUAUGAUAUGAUUGCUUACAUGAGGCAUGGCUAACAUUUUAUUUUAGUUUUCUCUUUAGAGACUUUGAAACCCUUAUGAGACAUGAUUUAGAAAGAGCCAUUUGGCUUGGCCUUUAGAAGUGUCAAUAUCCUUAGGACUAUCAGACUUUAGAUCAAGCUGCUACUGACUUAGUAAAGUCCCAGUAAAGUGGAGUUAUAGGGAUAGGCUCAUAAUUAGCAGAGUAAUACAACAGGCUAAAAGACAAGUUAAAAAAUCAGUUUCAUUGGUUUGUUCAGUCCAGCUCAUUGCAAAUCUUAAUUGCCCUUGUUUUAAUGACAGGGAAUGGCUGGAAUCUGUAGCCAAGGGAGAAACACUGUUAGGCAUGAGGAUGUGCCAAAAGUGCCAGAUCAGUAUGACUUGUCCUGCGGCCAGGACACACAAGUUAAAACCCAGCACUCACUGUAGCAGGUCAUUCUCAGAGAUCUUGCAGGAACGCAGAGCUGAGCAGGUGUGUGAAGGAGGGCGGGGAGUGGGGAGGCCACGGCUCUAGAAGAGGCUGCCACAGAAGCCCAGGAGAGGCAGGGCGCCUUGUUACUGCUGGGCCGCGUGUGCGGGCCCAGUCCGUGGCUGUGCCUCCCCAUGGACCUCAGAACGGGGGAGUGUUCUGGAGGGGGCCAGGCUGCCCUUCAGGGGUGGCCCCACCGCGCACAGGCUCAUCCUCAGGCACCUUGGACUGGAGGGCCAGUGAAAGGUCAGUGACUUCCUAUUAAAACGGUUGUUUCAGAUCAUAUUGAUCUCUUUCCUUUUUCCUUUUGUCCUUUCACUGUAUGACUUGAAUCAGUUUUGAUUCUAUUUGUAAGUUUCUCGCAUUGUUAGGAACCUGCCGUUCAGUUGCAUUUUCUUGGGCAGUGUGUAGGGAUUCAGUGUUCUGGUUUUUCAACCCUCCUGCAGGCACUGUGGGGUUACGAGGGCCAGCGGAUGCAUUCCACUUACCUUGCUGCAUGAUGGUAGCCGAUCUGUUAUGGCAUCCACUCCCUGAUUAAUUUCUGUGUUUGGAAUAUGUGCAUAUGUGCUUUAGAGAAUAAAACAUCAGGAUUUA
This is a messenger RNA of Chinchilla lanigera (long-tailed chinchilla), 3949 nucleotides long. RefSeq names its product transmembrane protein 248 (gene Tmem248). Lineage: Eukaryota; Metazoa; Chordata; Mammalia; Rodentia; Chinchillidae. The record is from RefSeq and is a predicted model, not a curated record.